Molecule: messenger RNA, 347 nt
Organism: Cooperia oncophora
Lineage: Eukaryota; Metazoa; Nematoda; Chromadorea; Rhabditida; Trichostrongylidae
Source: the annotation of a GenBank genome assembly
CUAUCUGUGGUCCGGUACAAGCCUGCGUCCCAGCCGCACCGGCAAUCGUUGCUCCACCUCCACCACUUUAUCAGCCUCCCCCUCCCGCAUAUGUUGCACCUCCUGUACCCCAGCCUCCAGUUUAUCAAGGGCCACCACAGUUCCAACCAGAAGCACCUCCUGUAGGACAAGUAGCACCACAGCAACCUCCCCCAGGCUAUGAACAAGCAGUCAAUCCCCAACGUGACUUUGGACCAGAACAACGCGAUAUGCUUAUUAGUCCAUUGUAUUUUCUGAAACUUCUGAGAGGCCCACCCAUAAUUUUCGAUCUAUACUUUGCCCAAGUUCAUAAUGGAACGAAAAAUUAG